UAAGAUAUCAUCAUAUAAAUAGCCGCAGAGGAACUCUUUCUCUCAUCAGUGUCGUGGUAAAUCUCAUCUAUUCAAGAUGCCACUGUUAGUCGUACUCAUUUCACUUUUGAGUCUUGCUGCCGCACAGCAACCUCUAGAAUGUUCGUAUUUCUAUUACGAAGGCAUAGACGAACUCUUAUACACGUGCCAACUAAAUAUCAACAAUCCCAAUGGCUUCAACAAUUUCACUACUAUCGGAGGCACACACAUUGAAGGAAAAACCAAUCAGGAUGUCCAGCUGAUAUUCACAGGCUCCGGCAUAACUACAAACGUGCCCAGCAUCAUUUGUGCCACGUUCCCGAAUCUCAUUCGAAUGGAGUUAUAUGAACUUGGUAUCAAAGCAAUCGCAGACUCUUCGUAUCGCACCUGUUCGCGCGUCACUGAAAUUAAUUUGACUGGCAAUCAGAUCACUUCCAUCUCUGCAAACGCUUUCGUACAGCUUCCCGGUUUGAUCAGCAUCGUUUUGGAGCGUAAUUUACUGACGACGUUACCGGAAAAUGUUUUUGCGAAACAACAAAACUUGCAAUGGCUGUACAUGGGCAAUAAUCCGUACAAAAGAAUUCCGAGUGGACUCUUCCGCCCACUACAAAAUCUUGGAGUUCUCUACAUUGGCAAUGCCAAUCUCGAUGCAAUCGACAGUCAAUGGUUCCUCACAAACAGUCGCAUUUACGAAUUGUACUUGGCCGGGAACAGGAUCAAAGACGUGACUGGAAGUUUCACUGGAUUACAAGGCUUGACUUAUCUAACUUUGACGGAAAACCGAAUUAGAAAAAUUCCAACUGGCACAUUCACCCGAACUCCGAACCUAAAUACGUUGUACAUAGCAAACAACAAUCUAACUGAACUGAGACAAGAUUCAUUCCCGAAUCUAUCGCAGCUGACUUCACUGGACAUUAGCAACAAUCCGAUUGGAGUCAUUUAUAACGGGGCAUUUCGUGGACUUAGUGCGCUCACGUCGUUAACAUUGUCGAGUUGCUCAAUCAAUCGUCUCGAAUCGAAUUCAUUCCACGGCCUGCAACAGUUAGUUUCACUUGCGCUGAGCUCAAACCGAAUCGACGUUCUUCCAACGGCUGUUUUCAGUCCAAUGCCGAGUCUCAACUACAUCGGUUUGUAUGGCAAUCGCUUGUCGGUCUUGCAUGUAAGAAGUUUUGGCAUUUUAUCGUCGUUGAAAACAUUCGAUCUGACCCAAAACACGAUCAAUGCCAUCGACAAAAGGAUUAUUGACCGCGCCACCACCCUUAACACGCUUUACUUCGUUGGAAACAGAUGUGCCAGCAAUAAUUAUGAAGAUUAUAGCAAUAAGAGACGGGAGUAUUCGGUGACACUUGCUACUUGUUUCGGAAACUAUUUGGCCUAGACACAAUCAAGGUUUUAUACGAGGAGGUUACGCCGGUCACCGGUGCCGUUAUCACAAAAAACCACUGAACUUUGCUGUAAUUUUCAUACCAAAUUGUAGAAAAAAUGUCGAUCGGCGUAGCCUGCUCAUAUAUAACCUUGAACAAUAGUGUUCCAUUUCGGAAUUAGUUCAACUUUGUACCCGUAGCACACCAAACAAUUGCUAAAGUGAACGCACAAUUCAUUGUGUAUCCGCCGCAUAAAUUGGAACUAUCUCUGAAAUGGAACGCUUUUUAUGCUCCCAGUCCAGUGGUAGAAAAUUGUGCUGUACAUACCCACAGCGAAGCGGAAAUGAUUGAACAAUUGUAUUCCGCACAAUUAAUAAAGCUGAAUUUAAAAAAA
Messenger RNA from Bradysia coprophila, 1776 nucleotides. RefSeq lists its product as uncharacterized. Gene Ontology annotation, cellular component: extracellular matrix. NCBI's taxonomy places the organism in Eukaryota, Metazoa, Arthropoda, Insecta, Diptera, Sciaridae. The record is from RefSeq and is a predicted model, not a curated record. Gene Ontology annotation, molecular function: protein binding.